Messenger RNA from Gracilinanus agilis (Agile Gracile Mouse Opossum), 287 nucleotides. Its product is annotated as putative caspase-16. Gene Ontology annotation, molecular function: cysteine-type endopeptidase activity. The transcript has 3 exons. The record is from RefSeq and is a predicted model, not a curated record. The annotation marks the transcript as partial. Gene Ontology annotation, biological process: proteolysis. NCBI's taxonomy places the organism in Eukaryota, Metazoa, Chordata, Mammalia, Didelphimorphia, Didelphidae.
AUGUCUCCUCCAACGGGUACUCUCCUAAGAACCCAGACCAAGUGGACAUCCUGAGAGUCUAUUCAGCUGCAGAAGGCUAUGUGGCAUACCGAAAUGAGAAUGGCUCAGACUUCAUCCAGACUCUUGUAGAAGUUAUCAUAGCUGAUCCUGACCAGGACCUUUUGGAGCUUCUGACUGAAGUAAACAAGAGGCUAUGUGAGAUGGAGGUGCUUGGUCCAGACUGUGAUGAAAUACGAAAGAUGAGCUUAGAGAUCCGGAGCUCCCUGAGGAAACAAUUGUAUCUAAAG